AUGGCAACUUCUAAUGUUCUCAAUGUUGUUUUCUUUGUGCUAUUGUGUUUGGGUGUUUGUUCUGCCGCCAGGACACUCCUCACUCUAGAGGGAGGUGUCGGCUUUGGUUUAGACCAUGGCAUUGGUGGAGGUUCCGGUGGCGGCGGAGGUGGAGGUUCUGGAGGCGGGGGAGAGCAUGGUGUUGGUGGCUAUGGAGGAGGAGCUGGCGGAGGUGAAGGUGCCGGUGCAGGAUAUGGGGCUGCCGGUGGUGGCCAAGGCGGUGGUGGAGGAAGUGGUGGCGGCGGUGGAGGUGGAGCUGAAGGUGGUGGAUAUGGAGGAGGAGCUGGUAAAGGAGCUGGUGGAGGCUAUGGUGAAGGUGGAGCUAAAGGAGGUGGUUAUGCUGGUGGUGGUGGAGGUGGCAGUGGAGGAGGAGGAGGUGGUGGUGCAGGGGGUGCUGGCGGUGGUUAUGGAGGUGGGGAAGGGAGUGGAGCAGGCGGUGGAUACGGUGGAGCAAGUGGUGGAGGAUACGGAGGUGGAGGUGGGAGUGGUGGGGGAGGCGGAGGCGGUGCUGGUGGAGCACAUGGAGGCGGAAAUGGGAGCGGUGAAGGAGCUGGUGGAGGUUAUGGUGGUGGAGCAGCUGGUGGUGCCGGAGGCGGUGGUGGCUCUGGUGCUGGAGGCGGUGGCGGCGGUGGUGCUGGGGGCGCACAUGGGGGUGGAUAUGGAGCUGGUGGCGGCUCAGGUGGCGGUGGUGGAUAUGGAGCUGCUGGAGACCAUGGAGUUGUUGGCUAUGGAGGUGGUAGUGGUGGGGGACAAGGUGGUGGAGUAGGAUAUGGUGGCGGUGUUGGCCAUGGUGGUGGUGGAGGAGGAGGAGCUGGAUACGGAGCUGGGGGUGACCAUGGAGCUGGAUAUGGCGGUGGUGGUGGAAAUGGUGGUGGUGCCGGUUAUGGUAUUGGGGGAGAGCAUGGUGGUGGUUAUGGUGGAGGUGAAGGGGGUGGAGCUGGGGGAGGUUAUGGGACUGGUGGGGAACAUGGCAUUGGCUAUGGAGGUGGUGGUGGAAGUGGCGGUGGCGGUGGAGCUGGGUAUGGUGCAGGAGGAGCUCAUGGAGGUGGAUAUGGCAGUGGGGGAGGAGCAGGUGCAGGAGGAGAGCAUGGUGGUGGUUACGGUGGUGGUCAAGGAGGUGGAGCUGGGGGAGGCUAUGGUGCUGGUGGAGAGCAUGGUGGUGGUUAUGGAGGUGGUGAAGGAGGUGGAGCAGGAGGAGGCUAUGGUGCUGGUGGAGAGCAUGGCGGUGGUUAUGGAGGUGGAGCUGGUGGAGGCUAUGGUGCUGGUGGAGAACAUGGCAUUGGGUAUGGAGGAGGUGGCGGAAGUGGAGGUGGGGGUGGAGCAGGCUAUGGUGAGGGAGGAGCACACGGAGGUGGAUAUGGAAGUGGUGGGGGUGCUGGUGGAGGAGGUGGGUACGGGGCAGGCGGUGCACAUGGUGGUUAUGUUCCUUGAGAACUAGUCUAGCUCACACGACAUAUAUUGAAGUGUCCCCUUUGAUGUAACACGAAUAAGUAUGGUAUUAAUAACAGAAUCAUAAUCACAAUUAUCAAGCACGAGAUUAUCAACGCCAGAUUUAUAUAUAUGUAACAAAAUAUUUCU
Gastrolobium bilobum is the source of this 1617-nucleotide messenger RNA. Its product is annotated as glycine-rich cell wall structural protein 1.8-like. Lineage: Eukaryota; Viridiplantae; Streptophyta; Magnoliopsida; Fabales; Fabaceae. The transcript has 3 exons. The coding region runs from base 1 to 1470 and encodes 489 amino acids. The record is from RefSeq and is a predicted model, not a curated record.